AUGGAAAACCAGGACACACCACAAAUUAUAACUCAUAUUGAACACAAUUUAAACCAUUCUUUAUUUGAUUGUAAAUGGAUACCAUGCUCUGCAAAAUUUGUUGUUAUUGGAUCUCUUCCGAAAGGUAGUGGGACAAUAGAAAUAUUUGAGAUUACAUCAGGAGAAAUAAAAAAAGUAAAAGAUAUUGAGCGACCUAACUCAUUUAAGUGCGCUACUUUUGGUGCAAGCAACGAUGUGGAGCGAAGAUUAGCCACAGGAGAUUUUAAAGGGACAUUAGAAAUAUGGGAUUUGGAAAAAAGUUGUCAAGUUUAUAUCACUAAAGAGCACACAGAUAUAAUAAAUUCUAUAGAUGGAAUGGGGGGGAGUACUGUAAGUUGUGGUGCACCUGAAAUUGUCACUGGAAGCAGAGAUGGGACCGUCAAAGUAUGGGAUCCACGUCAAAGGGGCAAACCUGUAGCAAACAUGCAGCCAGUAAAGGGUGAGACGAAACGAGACUGUUGGGCUGUUAGUUUUGGUAACUCUUACAACGAUACGGAGAGAAUCGUUGUCGCCGGAUACGAUAACGGGGACCUGAAAAUGUUUGACCUUCGCACUAUGUCUCUGAGGUGGGAGUGUAAUUUGAAGAAUGGGGUCUGCUCCACUGAAUUUGAUCGGAAGGACAUUCCAAUGAACAAAUUAGUCGCCACAACCCUCGAAGGAAAGUUUCACGUGUUCGACGUAAGGACACAAAAUCCAUCCAAAGGAUUUGCACAAGUGUUGGAUAGCUCAACUAAAAGCGGCACUGUAUGGGUAGCGCGCCAUGUUCCACAGAACCGAGACUUAUUUGUAAGUUGUGCUGGCAACGGGCAGGUAUCGCUGUGGAAGUACGAAUACCCUGAACAAAGAUGUCGAAUAGACAGUCAGGGAGUAGCGUGUGGUGUCCCCGGGAAACUGAGACGUUUGCAACGCAUGGUAGUCAGCACGCAGCCGAUAAACGCGUGGGAAUGGAACCGAGACCACCUGGGUCUCGCUGUCGCAACCUCGUACGACCAGAACGUCAGGGUGCUAAUUACCACGAAGCUUAACUUGCAAUGA
This is a messenger RNA of Parnassius mnemosyne (clouded apollo), 1074 nucleotides long. NCBI's taxonomy places the organism in Eukaryota, Metazoa, Arthropoda, Insecta, Lepidoptera, Papilionidae. The record is from the annotation of a GenBank genome assembly.